This is a messenger RNA of Sciurus carolinensis (gray squirrel), 5442 nucleotides long. It is a transcript of the gene Lhfpl2, whose product is annotated as LHFPL tetraspan subfamily member 2. Bases 1080 to 1766 code for a protein of 228 amino acids. Lineage: Eukaryota; Metazoa; Chordata; Mammalia; Rodentia; Sciuridae. Gene Ontology annotation, cellular component: membrane. The transcript is spliced from 6 exons. The record is from RefSeq and is a predicted model, not a curated record.
CCCUCCCCCCGACGCCCGGCCGCGAGCGGGACUGAGGCGGCGAUGGUGACUGGGCAGCGGCGCGGGGCCGGGCCCUGGGCUGGGAGGCUCAGCUACCUCUUUCUCUCGCUGCCCCCGCCCCUCCUCCGCCCCCUGUCGUGCUAGCCCCGGCGGCGGCGGCCCAGCUCUGCGCUCUCGCCUCGCCGCCUCCUCCCCCACGCCACGGACCCUCUGCCUCCCCGCCUUCGCCCCCUCCUCUCCCGCCUCCUCCCGCUCUGCUCCCUCCGCCUCCUUUCCCGAGCGGCCAGCCGGGGCACGAGAGAGGUGGCAGCGAGGAGGCGUAACGGAAAGCCCCUGCUUGGGGAAGGCUGCGGGCUCCGAGCCUGAGACGCCGAGCUGAGGCCGGGUAAACUGGCAAGCUGACCCUUGAGUUCACAGCUGGCCUAUACCUUCUGCAUUUCUUUAAGAAGCUCCUCAAACAGGUGGUAUUUUUCUGAAGUUGUUCUUUGAGACUUACCAGCAUUCCUGCAAAACUAUAAAUAGCUUUGUCCAUUGGGUCUUUGUCUUUCUCAGUCAACUCUCUGGCGACUUUCUUCUUGUCCUCUUUGGGCAGCAUCAUGAAGCUUGAAGAGCAUCAGGGACACUGCAGCUUCACAAGGAUGUCAGAAGAAAGCAAGCGCAGCUCACAGGCCUCAAAACUCCACCCCAGUGCUAAUAUUUUUUAGCACUUACUGUACCACAAACGCCGUGCUAAUAAGCUAAGCAUGUGGUAAUGAUCAGUUAGUGAUAUACGCUGGCAGGUGUGCUGGGGAUUCUACGUACACUCUCACCUUCGCUUAUCGAGGCUUGGGAACAAGGUGCUACUCUCCUUAUUCUGAAGGUGAGGCCGCCGCGGGGCCGCUGCUGCCCAACACAGGACCCGGUGUCACAGAGCACGAAUGCCGCGCGCCCGGGACUGCGCUGCUGCUGGUGGCCGCGGGAGUGAAUGACCGCUGCUGCGACUUCCUUCCCAGCCUUCCUGAGCAGCCUCCCGCCCCACCGGCUGACUGUUUUGGUUGACCCCGUGGAUUCCUGCCGCUUUCCCCGCCGUGAACAUCAAUAUGUGUCAUGUCAUUGUCACCUGCCGCUCGAUGCUCUGGACCCUCCUGAGUAUUGUAGUGGCCUUUGCAGAGCUCAUUGCCUUCAUGAGCGCAGACUGGCUAAUUGGGAAAGCCAAGAGCCGCAGCAACGCUGAGCCGGCCAGCACCAGCGGGAGCCCCUCCGAACCCUACCACCCAACUUUGGGCAUCUAUGCCCGCUGCAUCCGCAACCCGGGCGUGCAGCACUUCCCGCGGGACACGCUGUGUGGGCCCUACGCCGAGAGCUUCGGGGAGAUCGCCAGUGGCUUCUGGCAGGCCACUGCUAUUUUCCUGGCCGUGGGCAUCUUCAUUCUCUGCAUGGUGGCCUUGGUGUCAGUCUUCACCAUGUGUGUUCAGAGCAUCAUGAAGAAAAGCAUUUUCAACGUCUGUGGGCUCUUGCAAGGAAUCGCAGGCCUAUUCCUUAUCCUUGGUUUGAUACUCUACCCUGCUGGUUGGGGUUGCCAGAAAGCCAUAGACUACUGUGGACACUAUGCAUCUGCCUACAAACCUGGAGACUGCUCCUUGGGCUGGGCCUUUUAUACAGCCAUUGGUGGCACAGUCCUCACCUUCAUCUGUGCUGUCUUCUCCGCACAAGCAGAAAUUGCAACUUCCAGUGACAAAGUACAGGAAGAAAUUGAAGAGGGGAAAAACCUUAUCUGCCUCCUUUAGUUUGGAAGAGACAUGAAUGCCAUUUUCUUUCUUGUGUAAUGUUGUGAAACAGUCCUCAGCCUUUGAAUCAAGUGGAGAACUAGCCUUUACCUAACAAAGCCACAUUCCCCAGGCUUUAGCACCGUCUGGUUGAGCAGUUACUGGACAUGAGGGCUGCAGUGCAAAGUGCAAGGGAUGGAACAUGAAAAUAGUAUACGAAGCCUGACUGUGGUCCAGGAGUCCUGUCAGACUCCACCUCCCCCAGGGCUCAAUGAAGGAUAAUGAUCUGAAUCAUUAAGGCAUCUGAUUUCUCUGAUAACAGAGGAGACUGCUGGCCAGCUCUACAGGCUGUUUUGAGGCACAUUGGUGCCUCAAAGCUGCAUACCUGUGAGCAUCUGCCUGAGAAUGAGGUCCAGGGUUGGUGUUUUGGUUUUCAUCGUAGUUCUUUCAAGUUGUCUCAAUUGAAGACUAAAAGGAAGUCUACAGACUUACUGGGGUUAGGAUGUGUGCUAAAGGACGCAGCAAGACGCUGUCUCUUGCCUCACUGACCAAAGGAGUCAGCAGGGAUAGUGUGGAAUCUUGCUGUAGAACUUAAUUCUAGGCUAAAUUUGGGGUCAGGUGGAUUAACUGAACUGUCAUGCUAAGAUUUUAGAAACUUUUAAAUAAAGAAAGAUUAAGGACCUGUACCAUCAUGAGACUAAAACUGCAAAACCUUGCUAGUUGAAGACAGAUCCUUUCCUCUUCUCAGCAGCCAGGCUAGGCCUAGACUGGCCCGGUCUUCUCUUCCCCCACACAUCACAGUUUUCUCCCAGGAUUAGGGUUGUGCUUUGAAUGCCAAAGGAAAACGUUACUCUGUUUUCCCCUUUCGGGGACAGUGGUCUCCAAACCAGCUGUGGCUCAUUCAGAUGUUCACUGGGAGGGACAGCAGGAACCUCAGCAUUUCAGGGAGACUUUUCUCUUUGGUGACCUUAUAGUCAGCAGCAGAAUGGCAUUCUUGGCAGAAAAAAAGGAGCUAGUCACUAGAGUUACGUUUUUCUAGAUGCCGGUGUUGAUCCUGAAAGCAGACUGAAAUAACAUUAAACUGCUGCAACUGAAGAGCUGCAUCAAAGACUUUAUGAAAAGAGUAGAAAGUUAAUGCAAAACAGGAGCUAAACCAAGCUCAUCGCACCUGCCUACACUUGUUUACAAAAACAGUCAAGCACCACUAUUAAAAAGGAUUCAGCUUUCCAUCUAGUUUCCUUAAAUUACCAAUAUAAUUGAUUCAGGAAGAGUGAAUCAAAAUGACCCAAGUAGCCAGAAACAACCUGGUCUGGCAUCAUGUGAGCUUCAGGAAUUGCAGAAUGAUACGGAAACACCCUUAGCAACUGAAGGAAGUGGGGUGAACCUGCCAGAUUUGAGGAAAGAUUAAAGUGUUGAUCUCUGUGGGUUUAUUAAUUGCUCACUUGAGGGUUGUUUUGAAAUUUUAACAAAUAGUCACUAGGCACCUUCUUCUGGCAAGUUAGUGUGUGCUAAGUACCACCAAGUGUACAACCCUGACUUAGAUUUUACAGCCUUGCCCUGGUGAAUCAUGUUAAAGCCAUAUAAGUCUGUAACCAUGCUUUGGUACAGAAUAAAUAAGUGCUUUAUUUAUAGACAGAAUGGGGCAACUAAAGUUUUAUUAUGUUUUGUUUGUUCUUUGGCCUACACUAGAAACCAGCUUAUCUCAGAUGAAAGUCUUAAGGGUAGGAGAGGUGAGAAGUGUGGAACCAGGUUUUAAUGAAUUUAUCAAACCAAAGUUCAGAGUAAGCAAGGUUUAAAUCCUAGGUCUCUUUUUUAACCCCCCAAAGAGAAGGGUAAAUAGAAAUCCUCCUAGCAACCUAGGUAAAGGCUCAGGAAACAUUAACCAUCUCUCCAGCCACAUGAAACUAGUCUAUGGGAGCCACUGGAGAAGGUGCCUGUCCCUGACUGCAUUGAUAGUGUCUCACCAGGGCCCUCUGAUAGCAUAUGGGCAAUACUUAUCAUUAAAAGCAAUUUCCAUCAUCAGGCAAAUCUUGAUAAAAACAAUUUCUUUCUUAAACUUAUCAGAUUAUUUUUCUUUAUAAAAUAGAGAAUCCAUUUCCUAACACUAAUUUUUUAAUCUCAGUCUCCUGCUUACAGACAAAUCAUAAGCCCAGAAGAGCCUCUGAGCAUGUCCAUCACCUGCUCUUUGGCAAAGUAGUGGUUUAUCCCUAGAUCAACCUGGAAACAUUCACAAGUGAAAAUGUGACCUCUCAGCCAGAAUAAAGUCACUUGAUAGUGUUUAUUUGGUUAAUUUGAAUGUUAUAAAAAGGCACAUACACAAACAAAACCCUAAGCCACUAAAAACUACCUGAAAACUGACUUCCUACAACAGAGCAGAGGCUGAAUUUUCUACUAGAAACAGUAAAAAGAUAAUGUGGGUCUUUUAAACCUUUAAUCCUUUAGACUGACUCCAGGAUGAAAGGACCAUUUAAAAUCAGGCUUUCUAGAUCAAGACUCUUCUGCAUGGCUCUUUAAAAAAACCACUUGUAGACCCACACAUUUUUCUAAUAAAUAGGACCAUUACUACUACCAGAAAAGUCUUAAUUUAUUUUGCCUGCAUUUGUGCUUAAAGUUCUGUCAUGGUCUGGGCUUCUCAGUGAACUCUAAGGCAGAAAUAUUUGCCUUAGAGUUUGUGGAUUCUUUAAACCUGUGUGCUAAUUCAACAAUGUUACAUUAAUUGUGUAAGGGUUUUUGUAUAGUUUCAAACAUCUGUGGUGUAAUGAUCUUUGUUAAACAUGUAUUCUGUAAAGUGCCAUAGUCUUUUUUUAUGUGUAGCAUAUUUAAAAAGUAUAUAUAUAUAUAUAUUAUACAUACACAAGUUUGUGUGAAAGAUGUGCAAUAACAAAAGUGUAUGUAUGUUUUGUUUUUUUGGAAACUGGACAGGAGUCAAAACAGGGACGUUUCUGUUUUGGCAAAGGAGAGUUACACAUGUUUGCCUUCAUGGCCAAGUCAUUAGCCCAUAACAAUUUUAAUGCUACACAAGUCUUAUGUGAACAAAAGACUGGUAUGAAAUCAUUUUCUCCUGGGUCUAAAUUAAAAUAAUCACUAUAUUUAUAUGAAAGUGAAGCCAGCAAGCCAGGCCCAGUUAAUGCUAGUCUUUCAUGUGAAAUGUGAAGCUGCCGUAUUGCCUUUUCUGUUAGUGUGAUAACUAGUAGCUGGUACAUAAUCACUAAGGAGCUAUUUCUUAAUGUGCUUUUAUAGACCAUGUUAAUGCUAGACCACUAUUUAAGGGCUAAUCUCACACCUUCUUAGCCAUAAGAGUCUGGCUUAGAACAGACCUCUCUGUGCAAUAACAUGUGGCCACUGGGAAUCCCUGGCCUACAUCUGUGUGUAGGUAGCAAUGACUCCCAAGGGCCAAAAGAGUUAAAGGGACGACUGGGAUUUCUUCUGAGACUGUGGUGAAACUCCUUCCAAGAUUGAGGGAGUCAUUAGGUGCUAUGGAGGAACUUGGCACCACUUGAUAUUCAACAGCCACUUGAGCCAAAUAUAAAAUUGUAUUUACAGCUGAUGGACUCAAUUUGAGCCUUCAAAUUUGUGGUUAUCCUACUAUAAUGUAAAGUAAUACAUUGUUUGUCUAGCAUUGAUUAGGUUCCUGUGCAUAUGUAUUUUCACAAUGUGCUCCCCUGCCCUCCUCAGAUCUGACAUUAAAAUAAGAUUU